AUGGCAUUCACAAACUAUAGCAGUUUGAACCGAGCCCAGUUGACCUUCGAGUAUCUGCACACGAAUUCAACAACUCAUGAAUUCCUUUUUGGUGCUUUGGCUGAGUUAGUUGAUAAUGCAAGAGAUGCUGAUGCUACAAGAAUUGAUAUUUACACAGUGCCAAGAGAAGAUCUAAGAGGGGGUUUUAUGCUUUGUUUUCUUGAUGAUGGAACAGGAAUGGAUCCAAGUGAAGCUGCAAGUGUAAUUCAGUUCGGCCGGUCCUCCAAAAGAACUCCUGAGUCUAUUCAGAUUGGGCAGUAUGGAAACGGUUUGAAGUCUGGCUCUAUGAGAAUUGGAAAAGAUUUCAUCCUUUUUACGAAGAAGGACGAUACAAUGACAUGUUUGUUUAUGUCGCGUACCUUUCAUGAAGAAGAAGGCAUUGAUGAGGUUAUAGUUCCUCUACCUACAUGGAAUUCCAAAACAUGUGAACCGUUGACGGAUAAUAUGGAGAAAUUUGCCAUUGAGACAGAGCUCAUUUGCAAGUAUUCUCCAUUUCACUCUCAGAAGGAUGUUAUGGAACAAUUCCACAAGAUUACCGGAGAAUCAGGUACACUUGUUAUAAUUUUUAACUUAAAGCUAAUGGACUCUGGAGAACCAGAACUUGAUGUAGUUUCUGAUGCAAAAGACAUUCAGAUGGCUGGGACUCCUCCAGAAGGAAUGAAACCUGAGCGGCAUUCAUUUCGAGCAUAUGCUGCUGUCCUUUAUAUUGAUCCAAGGAUGAGAAUCUUCAUCCAUAACCACAAGGUUCAAACAAAACGGUUAUCUUGUUGCCUUUACAAGCCUAGAAUGUAUAAGUAUACAUCAAAUCGAUUUAAAACACGGGCGGAGCAGGAGGUGAAGAAAGCAGAACAUAUGGCCAAAAUUGCGGAGGAAAAAGCACGGGAAGCAGAGAGCAAAGCACGAGCUAUGGAGUCUCGACUUGGAGAUGACUUGUCUCGGGAAUCAAGGGCUGCUCUAAGACAAGUGCAGAAUGCUGCAAUUACAAUCCGUCGGGAGGCAGAUGUCAAGAAACGAAUUAAGGAAGCUAAGCAAAGGGCCCUAAAAGAACCCAAGGAGCUGAACUUUAUAUUUGGUGUGAAUAUUGAACAGCGGGAGUUGGAUGGCAUGUUUGUGUACAACUGCAGUCGGUUAAUUAAAAUGUAUGAGAAAGUUGGCCCUCAGCUGGAGGGAGGAGCGGCCUGUGGAGGAGUAUUAGGAGUAGUUGAUGUCCCCUAUCUUGUCCUGGAACCUACACACAACAAACAGGAUUUUGCAGAUGCAAAGGAGUACAAACACCUUUUGAAAGCUAUGGGGGAGCACUUGGCACAGUAUUGGAAAGACAUUGGUAUAGCUGAGAAAGGAAUUGCAAAAUUCUGGGAUGAAUUUGGUUAUAUAUCGGCAAACUGGAAUCAACCCCCAUCGUCAGAGUUAAGGUAUAAAAGAAGACGAGCAAUGGAGAUCCCAACCACUAUUCAGUGUGAUCUGUGUUUAAAGUGGCGAACGCUUCCGUUCCAGCUGAGUGCUGUGAAUAAAGAAUAUCCUAAUACAUGGGUCUGCCGUAUGAAUUCUGAUGUAGAACAGGAUAAGUGUGAAGCUCCUGAGUUAAAACAAAAACUUCCUAUUGGAGUCCUUAAAAAAGAAGUUGUGACACAAGAGGAGAAGAAAAAGCAUCUGAGCGAGAAGAUCAAACUUCAGCAGGAGAAGCUGGAAGCACUAGAGAAAAUAUCAACGGUGCGUUCAAGUGCAGACAUAAAGAAGCUUCCUUUGGAGAUUAGCACACGUCCAUCAGAGCCACCUGUGCCGUCAAGCCGUUCACUAAGACCAAAAUCACCACCUCUUCCAGCAGUAUUGAAAGAAGUUAAACCACCUCCAACUCCAUCACCACGAAUCAGCAAUGCAGUAAAGAAAACUGAUUCAUUACGAGUGCAAAACAGUGAAAGAGCCAGCACAUCAAGAGCUCACUCCCAACCUACUGCCAUCAAAACUAACAACACUACUAAAAACAUCAGCAAAAUAGUACCAACUGUGAAAUCCUCACCAUCCAUAUCAAAACCUAGUUUUCUGCAACCUACUCGCUCUUCAAAACCCACACUACUGUCCUCACCAAACUUGAAAUCUUCCAAGUUCGUUCCAGCAAAGAAACCUGUUAGAAGUAAAAGCCCUGUGAUUACCAGUGUGAGAAAGAGAACCUCCCAACAGAUAGUAGUUGAAGAAGACGAGGAGGAGGAAGAUAUUGUCUCAACCCCUAAACCUGAGAAGCCAAAACGAUCAAAGCCAGCGGACAUGAAAGAGCUGAAUGAAGUAGAGGUGAAGCAGGCUAAAGCUUCAAUAUCUGACUCUCACGUAUCAUUAGAACCUUUGAAGCGGACAGACAGUCCAGAUGCAGAUGUCCUUGUGUCUACUAAAGCUGCACAGAAAGAUAAAGGCUUGCAUGUGGAAGUGCGCGUAAACAAAGAGUGGUUCACAGGGCGUGUGACUGCUGUAGAAUCUGGAAAACUGGGUGUUCGCUGGAAGGUGAAGUUUGACUAUGUACCCACAGACACAACUCCACGUGAUCGAUGGGUGGGGUAAAAAGGUAGUGAUGAUGUAAGACUCAUGAGGCCACCAUCACCAGAACAUCAGACACCUGGUACACAGGAAGCUGAACCCUCUACCUCUGACAACAGCAGGAUAGAACCUGACACAACAGAAGCUAGUGCUAGCCUUGCACCAGUGGAACAACUUGCACAGGUUUUAAGGAACUGCUUAAGAUAUUUCUUGCCACCCAAUUUUCAUAUAACCAAGAAUGAACUGAGCACAAUGAGUGCCGAAGAUCUUAUAGCCUUUCCGUUGAAGGAAUACUUCAAGCAGUAUGAAGUGGGUCUACAGAAUUUGUGUAACUCAUAUCAGAAUCGAGCUGAUCUCCGUGCUAAAACCAGUGAAGACCUCCAGCGUAACACAGAAAAUAGGUUAAAAGAAUCUGAGGAGAAACUACAGAGAUUAAGAACAAACAUUGUGUCACUGCUGCAGAAAGUUCAAGAGGAUAUUGAUAUAAAUACAGACGAUGAGCUGGAUGCUUACAUAGAAGACCUAAUAGCAAGAGGAGACUGA
Messenger RNA from Staurois parvus, 3108 nucleotides. NCBI's taxonomy places the organism in Eukaryota, Metazoa, Chordata, Amphibia, Anura, Ranidae. The record is from the annotation of a GenBank genome assembly.